AUGGCACGCAGCAGACCAAAUUCAAAACUCACAGCGGGUAAUAAAAGGCGAGGUCCAGGUCGGCCAAGGAAGCGUGAACCGUCGCCCGAACACCCGGAGUUUUACGCAUCCUCAGAAGACCAACAAGUCGAGGUCGAGGACUAUGCUCCUCCUGCAAGAGCAUACAAUGGCUUUUAUCGAUCAUACGGGGCCAAGACGAGGCCUGGCGAUGGUAAAAUCCGCCCUCAGAGCUACAGGCAGCGCAGACAACCGCCUACUACAUACAAGCCGCCCCAGCCGGAUUCUGAUAGCGAUGAGGGAGUUCACGACUCCAUCACCGUGUCGACCACCGUACAAAUCCACAGAGCCGAAGGCUCUGGCGAAAGACUGCAGUCUUGCAAGGGAAUCACCAAGAAACACCAGCCUCCCAAGCAGGCAGCGUCGGCUCCACAGCCGAGAAAGACCGUCACUUGGGACCCAGAGAACUACCACACCUCGGAACGGGACGAAUGGCGCGGCCUGCCAACGCCCCUGCACGGCUGGUCGUGGCGCGCUCUGAGUGCAGCGCCGAAGAAGGCCAGGCACAUCUCCGACUUCGACCCCCACGUGCCCGAGGAUCGAAGCCAGAACAUGUGGAGUCCCAACUACUUCCCCGGCACCAUCAAGGAUCACGAAGCACCCUGCGUUGCCUGCAGCGAGACGCGUCCACUCGACGAGUUCAUACAGCUGCCCUGCGGCCACUACUGCCACCCGGAUUGUUUCGGACGGGCUCAGGACACGUGCCCGGGGUGCCGCCGCCCAGUCCGUUUCUCCAUCUGCGGACACCGUGCCGAUGUCCGGUAUGUGCGGCUUCUGCAGCUUGCAGGCGGGAGCUUCGGGGGCGUCUGCAAGCCGUGCGGCGCCACGGAUUCCGGCAGGUGGCAUUGGAACAGUGGGCAGUCGGUCUGGAGAGGGACAUCAGCGCUGCGGACCGGGACUUAUAGCCGUCAUCUGGGUACACGGCGCUCAUGUGGACGGCAGGGCCGUCACACCGACCUCGAGGAUGAGCACGGUUCAGAAAGCACCGAAAUCGAUUCUGCUAUUGAGAAAGGCGACGGCGCGGUGCAGCAGCUCGGAGGAUAUCACGGGGAGCUGGCCGACGCGGCAGUCGUAUAUCGCGGCCAGAGGGAGAAGACUGCCCCAGGCGAGGCCAACUCAGAGAGCGAGCUCCAUCAGCCGCCCGUAAACCACGAGGCUCAACCCCCGGACAGGAUAAGCACAGAAGAAACCCUCGCCCCAUGCCGCUUCCGCCUCUGGUGGUCCAUCGGACAGAAACACGAAUGGAAGGCCUGCGAAACAUUGGCCCCUACGAGCCCGGUUCUCACAGAAGCAUACGGCCCCGAGUCGUGCGAGGAGACCUGGAGGCAAUGCACGCGGAACUGGUCCCCAGGGUCGAGGCAUCUCAAGGGCAGGAGCGACAGCGUCGAGGCUGAGAUUGACAGGUUCCGGAGUGCAGCUUGGAGGGCAGGCACGACGCGCGCGCGGAUCGGUCUGCAGGCUCUCGUGGUGGCAUGGCGCAACUUGGAGCGCAUCUGGCUGAGGAUUGCAGCUUACGAAGAGAUGGUGGCUCGUAAUGACACCGCACCGUUACAUGGGAUGGCCCAUGGCGACCUGCGGACGGUGCAGGACAGUCUCCGGCUGGAGUGGGUGGAUCAGCUGGAGGAGGCGGCCGAUGCGAUGGCGAGGUUUUUGUCCUUGCCGGAGGUUGUAGCCAAGGCGUUUGAUAAUCCGGUGUAA
Molecule: messenger RNA, 1755 nt
Organism: Neoarthrinium moseri
Lineage: Eukaryota; Fungi; Ascomycota; Sordariomycetes; Amphisphaeriales; Apiosporaceae
Exons: 1
Coding region: 1-1755 (584 amino acids)
Source: RefSeq, a predicted model, not a curated record